AAUCUUUUUACAAUGAGAAUGUUUUGAUGGAUAUUUUAAGAUUUUAUUGUUUGGAUUCUGAUAUGGGAAAGUUUUGACAGGUUGUGCUGAACUGAAGCAAGGGUCUCUCUGAGCACAUAAAAACAAAGUCUUAAGCAGAGAAGCGAAGUGUGUUUUAUAAAAAGCAAAGGAAGAAGAAUGUAUGGGAAUUGUCAAGUUAUGUCAACUAUCGGAGGAAACGUAGUGGUAAACUCAGAUAACAUCUUCUCCUCGUCGAUUCAGAACCCUAACUUCAACUUCUUGCCCACCAUGCCUUUUCAACCUUUUCCUUCCAUGAAAGAAGAAGAUGGGAUGUUGCGAGGGAAGGAAGAGAUAGAGAGUGGUUCUGGUAGUGAACAAGUUGAAGACAAGUCUGGGAAUGAGCUAGAGAGUGAACAGCCUUCAAAGAAGAAACGUUAUCACAGGCACACUGCUCGUCAGAUCCAAGAGAUGGAAGGAUUGUUCAAGGAAUGUCCACACCCGGACGAUAAGCAGAGGCUGAAGCUGAGUCAUGAACUUGGACUGAAACCGCGUCAGGUUAAGUUCUGGUUUCAGAAUCGCCGAACUCAGAUGAAGGCACAACAAGAUCGUUCAGAUAAUGUGAUACUUAGAGCAGAGAAUGAGACUCUAAAGAAUGAGAACUAUCGGUUACAAGCUGCACUACGUAGUAUUAUCUGUCCCAAUUGUGGUGGGCCAUGCAUAAUGGGUGCUGAUCUGGGCUUGGAUGAACAACAGCUUAGACUUGAAAAUGCUCGGUUACGAGAAGAGCUAGAACGAGUGUGUUGUAUCACAUCAAGAUACGCUGGUCGUCCAAUCCAAACAAUGGGAGCAGCUCAAGCUCUUAUGGCUCCUCCUUCAUUGGAUUUGGACAUGAACAUAUACCCAAGGCACUUUGGGGAUCCCAUUGCUCCUUGCACUGAAAUGAUUCCUGUUCCCAUGUUGCCUCCUGAAGCUUCACCAUUUCCAGAGGGUGGUCUCUUAAUGGAAGAAGAGAAGUCUCUGGCCUUGCAGCUUGCAGCUUCUGCCAUGUCUGAGCUAGUGAAGAUGUGUCAGUUAAACGAGCCACUUUGGGUCCGAAGCAGUGAGAGUGAGAGGGAAGUGCUUAAUUUUGAUGAGCAUGCAAGGCUGUUUCCAUGGCCUUUGAAUCUCAAAAAUCGAAGUGAACUAAGGACUGAAGCUAGCCGUGACACUUCUGUGGUUAUAAUGAAUAGCGUCACUCUUGUUGAUGCUUUUCUUGAUGCUCAUAAAUGGAUGGAAUUGUUUCCUACAAUCGUUUCUAGAGCAAAAACUGUCCAAAUUAUAUCUUCUGGUGCUUCUGGUCAUGCGAGUGGAUCUCUUCAGCUGAUGUAUGCAGAAUUCCAAGUUCUUUCUCCUUUGGUGUCCACUCGUGAGACUCAUUUUCUUCGGUAUUGUCAACAAAAUGCUGAGCAGGGAACCUGGGUCAUUGUUGAUUUUCCUAUUGAUAGCUUUCACGAAAAUUUUCACCCUUCUUAUCCCAGAUACUGCAGAAGGUGUUCUGGCUGUGUGAUUCAAGACAUGCCAAAUGGGUAUUCAAGGGUAACAUGGGUUGAGCAUGCAAAAGUAGAAGAGAAACCUGUCCAUCAGAUAUUCUGUAACUAUGUCUACAGUGGAAUGGCAUUUGGAGCGCAGCGCUGGUUAGGAGUUUUGCAGAGACAAUGUGAGAGGGUUGCGAGCCUCAUGGCCAGAAACAUAUCGGAUCUUGGAGUGAUACCUUCACCAGAAGCGCGAAAGAACUUGAUGAAACUAGCCCAAAGAAUGAUAAAAACGUUUAGCCUUAACAUGAGUACCUCCGGUGGUCAAUCAUGGACAGCCAUAUCAGAUAACCCUGAAGACACUGUUAGAAUCACAACUAGGAAAAUCACAGAGCCUGGCCAACCUAAUGGGGUUAUUCUCAGUGCCGUUUCAACCACUUGGCUACCCUAUUCUCAUACCAGGGUCUUUGAUCUCCUCAGGGACGAACGCCACAGAUCUCAGAUGGAUGCUCUUUCCAAUGGGAACUCAUUAAAUGAAGUGGCUCAUAUUGCAAAUGGUUCACAUCCAGGAAACUGCAUUUCCCUUCUUCGUAUAAAUGUAGCUAGCAACUCAUCCCAGAAUGUAGAGCUAAUGCUGCAAGAGAGUUGCACCGAUCAAUCUGGAAGCUUAGUAGUUUACGCCACCAUUGAUGUGGAUUCCAUUCAGCUAGCCAUGAGUGGCGAGGAUCCUUCUUGCAUUUCCCUUCUUCCUCAAGGGUUCAUGAUAGUGCCAAUGGUUUCAACCAAUGGCAAUUCAUCUGAAGGUGUCACAGAACCACAAGCUACUACUACUACUAGUACUGUUAAUUCAGGUUGCCUUCUCAUCAUGGGGUUGCAAGUUCUUGCAAGCACAAUCCCUUCUGCAAAGCUCAACCUUUCAAGCGUGACAGCAAUCAAUAACCAUCUCUGCAACACGCUGCACCAAAUUGAAGCCACUCUUUGUAGCAGCACUAACAGCAGCUUUGUUGGGUCUUGCACUGAACCCACCACUAGUACACCACCCAAGCAGUGAAUAGAGCUGAUUCUAAUCUCAAGUCACAAAAAUGUUUACUUCCUACCCGUGUUUCAAUGUUUCAAAUAAAGAUGGAUUUGUGUAGGAAUUAGGUAGGGAAGUGUGUUAGGAAAUUAAGUUGUGUAACCAUUAAUAUUGGAGUGAGGGUGUGGUUAAAAUUGUGAGAUACAAUAUGGAAUGGUAAUUUUAUGUGUGUGAGAGAGGGUAGAGGGACUGAGGGAGUCAAGAGCGCACCAGAUAGUACCCUUGGCUUUCUGGGAGGACCAUUUCGUGAUGAUGGCGCCUCACUAGUUAGUAAGGGUUGUGGUUCGGGUAUUGACUCCUGCUUCUAUGUCAGCCUCUACUGUUCAUUUC
Gastrolobium bilobum is the source of this 2916-nucleotide messenger RNA. RefSeq names its product homeobox-leucine zipper protein HDG5-like. Gene Ontology annotation, molecular function: DNA-binding transcription factor activity, RNA polymerase II-specific; lipid binding; DNA binding. Gene Ontology annotation, biological process: regulation of DNA-templated transcription. The transcript has 11 exons. The record is from RefSeq and is a predicted model, not a curated record. Lineage: Eukaryota; Viridiplantae; Streptophyta; Magnoliopsida; Fabales; Fabaceae. Bases 178 to 2562 code for a protein of 794 amino acids.